GCCCAACUCUAACUCUACAUCACAUUACUCUUAGCAGCUUUUUUUUUCCACAAUGCUUCUGUGCUAAGGUUCUGAUCAGUGAGCAUGCAAGCGUCUUGCUCGCGAAAAAGCAAACCAAAAGCAGAAAGUCCUGUCUUUUCCCUAAUUAAAGCUGCUCCCUUUCCACAUACACACGGCCUAACCAAACGGGUCCUUAUAUACCCCCACAUGGAAACUUCCAAACUCCAACAAGCUUGAAUCCUUCCCCAGGCCACACAAAUUCCAACAUUCUUUAACUCUUUCAAAUUUCGAAAAGAGAUAAAAAUAGAAACUUUGAAAUAAAUGGAAGUGGACCCAUUGGCAGAGGACUUUCCACUUCCAGAGUCGGUGGUCACUAUACUGGAGUCGCCGCUGCCGCCUGCCGUGGAGGCGUUGCUACAGAAGAUAUGUUCGGAGCAGUCCCAGGUGCCGCCGGACGUCGUGUUGAGGAGGCGGCUGGCCGCCAUCGGAGAAGAAGGGGCCAAGGAAAUCUUGAAGAGAGUUGCCGCUCGGAAUGUCAGAAGCUUGAGUGGGUUCAUAGUUUACAUGCUGAACAGAUACCCAGAGUGUCUCCGUGAAGAUAGCAUUAGCCCAGCAGGGAAGUCUGCGGAAAAAAGGAACCCCAUUAUUUCCCCUCCAAAGGCAUUAGAAGGAACCAGGACCCCCAAUUCUACUCCCAGGAAACGCUCCGGCUUGUUUCGCUACUUUUCUUUCCAAGAUGCUCCAGGAAGUUCAGAACGGCCGAGUCCACCAAAAGCCGUGCGGCUGUUAUCUUUUCUUGGUGAGCCAAGAUCUAAUGAGAGGGCAAACCAUCUAAUGAUCAGUGAACAGUUAAACUUGCUAAGCCAACUUGAAUUUCGGAAGUUUUUUCUAAUAUUGAGCUACAUUGGCAGAAACAAACUGGAAGAAGUUAUAUCUCUAGAUGCCGCUAGGGAUAUUCUCGAACUUAGAGAUUUACCUAUGGCAGAAUUUGAAUCAUGUAUAUGGAAUGUCCAUGGCCAUGGAAGUUAUGUUGGGUCUGAAAGACCUAAGUACUUGGACUGGGAUUCUGGUAAGACUCAUAUGUAUCAUUGUAAUGUUGACCAAAGAGGGCAAUGCACUUUUAAGGGGCCUCUUUUGGACACAACAAGAACUCAUUUACAGAGGGCUCUUGGGGAUGAGAAUGUGUUGUGUGUCAAAUUCGCUUCAGAAAAUGAAUGUUGUGCUAAGAUAGUUGCAGAUGAAGGAAUAUUUGUAGGCGUGAGGCGCUACCGAUUUUUUGUCUAUAAAGAUGACAAAGAGAAGAAGAGGAAGAAGAGUCUCGACGAAACAAAAAGAAUGCCGGCCUCUUUGAAAUGCUAUUUUGUUCGGUUUGAUUCAAUUGGGCCAUGCAAAGACGAUAUGUCUUAUACAUUUGCUACGAAAAAGAUUAAUGAAGCAAGGUCACAUUUUAUGCAUGUACACACAGUUGCUAGCAUGUCAAAGUAUAUAGCCAGAUUUUCAUUAAUCCUCUCAAAGACAAUAAAAUUUCCGGUUAAUCUUGCUUGUGUGGAUGUUCAAGAUAUUGAAGAUAUACUCUGCCUGGAUGAAAAUGGUCAUGUUGUCCUUGAUGAAGAUGGAGAACCCCGCAUACACACAGAUGGAACUGGAUAUAUUUCUGAAGAUUUAGCCUUGCGAUGUCCCAAAGAAUUCUACAGCGCAAGAUUGAUUAGUGAUGGAAAUUUUGAGCAAUUUCAAGAUAUUACUGAGCUUGAUGAUAACGAUAUGGAAGGAAUACAUUCUUGGAAUAGAGAAGCGCCGUUGCUAAUGCAAGUUCGUCUGUUCAACAAUGGGCGUGCCAUCAAAGGAACUCUUCUAAUUAACAAGCAGAUUGGACCACGGAAAAUUCAGGUUAGACCUUCAAUGGUAAAAGUCGAGAAAGAUCCAAAACUUUCAGCUAACUCUACUUUUAACUCAUUGGAGAUAGUUGCAAUUAGCCAUAAACCCAAGAGGUCAUACCUGUCAAAGUAUCUGAUUGCUCUGUUGAGCUAUGGAGGAGUCCCUGAAGACUACUUUUUGGAUUUAAUGGAAAGUGCAUUGGAAGAGACAAAAACCAUAUACACUAACAGAAGAGCAGCACUGAAAGCUGCUGUGAAAUACGGAGACAUGGAUUAUGAGUACACAACCGCUAAGAUUAUCUCAUCCGGGGUGCCUUUGGGUGAACCUUAUCUCCGUAGUUGUUUAUCCAGACUGGCAAACAUGGAAAAAGACCAUAUUAAAAGAGGAAAGCUUCCAAUAAGUAACACUUGUUACCUAAUGGGGACAGCUGAUCCGACAGGGAUGCUAAAACAUGAUGAAGUUUGUGUUAUCCUUGAAAAUGGUCAUGUUACUGGGAAGGUGUUGGUGUACAAAAGUCCUGGUCUUCACUUUGGGGAUAUACACAUAAUGAAUGCUAAAUAUGUGCAAGAACUGGACCAUAUUGUUGGUAACGCUAAAUAUGCUAUCUUCUUCUCAACAAAAGGGCCAAUAUCAGUCGCAACUGAAAUUGCAAACAGUGAUUUUGACGGUGACAUGUAUUGGGUUUCAAUGAAUCCUCAGCUCUUGAAUUACUAUAAAGUAAGUGAGCCUUGGAGUCGUGCCUAUGUAAUACCAAAAGCAGUCAGUAGAAGGCCAUCUGAGUUCACACCUAGUGAGUUGGAGUAUGAACUUCUUCGAAUAUUUUUAGAAGGAAAGAAGUCAGGAAACAAUAUGGCACUGGCAGCAGAUAGUUGGCUAGCAUGUAUGGAUCGGUUUUUGACAUUGGGCAAUAAUAACUAUACACAUGAGAAGGUUGAAUUGAGAAGAAAGAUGCUUCACUUAAUUGACUUAUACUAUGAAGCAUUAGAUGCACCCCAAAACUGGAAAGAAGGUUAACAUCCCUUCUGGAUUGAAGCCAGAAAAGUAUCCUCAUUACAUGGAGAGGAAACCUAGUUAUGACUCUACCUCUGUUCUUGGUAAGCUUUACAACUACAGAGAGUCAUCCAAGCCCGAAGAGAACUCUCGAAUAGAGGUUUGGAAAUUGCCAUGUUUUGAUGUUGAAGUUCCAGACGCAUGUAUGAUCCUUUGGGGGGAGAGAUAUCAUAAACAUUAUUUACCAGAAAUGACAGAGGCCAUGAAUUGUGGACCUGGUGGCUCUGAAGUAAGAAAUGUUGCUGCAAAUGAUGUAAUCAAGAAAUACAAGCAGUUGCUAUAUGAUGCUUCUGAUUUUGAAGAGAGCACGCGAAAGAUUGACGAAAUCUUUAAUGAAGCUUUGGCCAUCUAUAAUGUAUGUUAUGAUUAUGCAAAGAGAUUCAAUGAUAUAAAGAAAUGCAGUUUUGCAUGGAGGGUAGCUGGUUCUGCUCUCUGCAAAUAUCAUGCACUGAAGCAAAAGGGACGGCCCUUCCUCAUCUUACCAUCCAUUUUGCAGGACAUCUUAUGAUGGUUAGGCUGUUGAACCAUAGAAUCAGCUAGAUGGUCUGUAUUUUUCUUAAAUUCAUGUAAUAGUGUUGCAUUAGUUUUUAUUUAUCACUACAAUAUAAUUGCGAUUUUGCAAUGGACAAAAUGAUGUUGCAAAUCGGUCAAACUCUGUUGUAAAUAUCGAUUUGCAACAAAAAUUGCAUGAGUCUGUUGCAAUACUGCUUUAGUUAGUGUUUUUCUUAAUGUGUUGUAAAUGUGUUGUAUUAAUGUUAACGUAUUAGUACACUAACAUUGUCAAACUCUGCCGUAAAUAACGAUUUGUAAUGUAAAUUGCCUCAACUGUAAAUUGCCUCAACAUUAACGUGUUAAUGUUCUGUUCUCC
Cuscuta epithymum is the source of this 3793-nucleotide messenger RNA. The record is from the annotation of a GenBank genome assembly. Lineage: Eukaryota; Viridiplantae; Streptophyta; Magnoliopsida; Solanales; Convolvulaceae.